Molecule: messenger RNA, 2655 nt
Organism: Condylostylus longicornis
Lineage: Eukaryota; Metazoa; Arthropoda; Insecta; Diptera; Dolichopodidae
Gene: APC4
Product: anaphase-promoting complex subunit 4
Exons: 8
Coding region: 155-2413 (752 amino acids)
Biological process (GO): anaphase-promoting complex-dependent catabolic process; positive regulation of mitotic metaphase/anaphase transition; protein K11-linked ubiquitination
Cellular component (GO): anaphase-promoting complex; nuclear periphery
Molecular function (GO): protein binding
Source: RefSeq, a predicted model, not a curated record
AAAGGGAAAGUAAUGUUUUCAUUUUGAACUCCAAAUAGUUUAAGUAAUAUUUAAUAUUUUUUGUACUGCCAGUCUAUUUUUGUAAUAGGUCUAUUGCACCGGCAAAAAUGUUAUAUGUAUUUUAGAAAAUAAAAUUUGGAAAAUAUUUUUUAGAAUGGCUCAAAUAAAUUCAAUGAAACAAAUAAGUGCGCGGAACAUGGGCUUUCGCGUAAAUAUUAUGAAAUGGAGUAACAAAAUGGAUCUCAUUGCAAUAGUUAGCAAUGAUAAAGCUGAAGUAAUAAUUCAACGGCUUAAUUGGCAAAAAAUUUGUACUUUUUUACCAUCGAUUGAGAACGUCAAUGUUAAAGCUAUUUCGUGGCAACCAGAUGAAACAAUAAUCGCAGUUGCAUAUAGUAAUGGAAAAGUUGUGCUUUUUGAUGUAGAAAAAGACGAUGAAAUAUAUAGUUUUGAUCUCAAUUAUGAAAUUGAAACAUUACAUUGGACAAAACCAGUUUCUACUUCAGAUUAUGCAGAUAGUUUUGACUCCAAAAACGAUUUAAAUUAUGAAAAUUAUUUACCGCCUUUGCCAAAUUUAAAUUCUUUGUCUUCAUCAGCGAGGAGAAACACAAUAAAUUUUUCAAAGGGGUCACCCUCUUUCCUAAUAAUAAGUUUAGUUACUGGUGAAAUUUGUAUUUCUGUUUUGGGUGUGCUACCAUGUGGUACAAUUGAUAUUAAAAAACACCUACAAACUCCAAACGAUUAUAAAAUAUUAGAUGUCCAAAUGGGAUCAACUUUUGAUGAAAUUAUUCUUUUUGUUAAAGACGGUUUACAAAUAAAAAUACUUGUAUUUAAAAACAAUGUUUUAUCAAAAUACAUAAAACCAUUACUAAAUUUAGCAAGAAAACAUGGGCAUAUUUUAGAAACCUUGAGCUAUAUAAAGGAAACAAUUCAAUGUAUUGUUGAAGCUUGGGAGACAGUAUUAUUAGAAAUGGACAACAAACUAACAAAGUAUGCUAAUUCUCAGCCAGAAGGUACAAUUUCAGCUGAUUUUUUGGAACUUUUAAUGUUCGGUGUAGCAACUCCUGAACUAGAAAAAUUUCUAACAAGGGAUUUAACUGAAAAAGGGCUUAAAAAAUUGGGAACUUCUAUUGAAUUAAGUUAUUCAACUAUUCAAAAUUUAGUUGUAAAACCCUUGCAUAGCGCCGCUGUAAAAUUAUUUUUCCAUUUAAAUACAAUUAAAGGUCUCAGUGAAAACACAUAUUUUUACAAAGAUUUUCUUACCGUUGAUACAACUGAAAAAGCAAUUUCUUCAGCUGGUUCGUUUUUGUUAAAAAUUCUUGAGUUACAACAAACUAUUGAUCAAUCCGUAACAGAUUAUAAAAUCUUUUGGUGUUGGUUAUCAGUAGUUAUUGUGAGGUUAUUGGACGAGCCUUUACCUGAUGAUGUUGCAGCCGUAACUCAAGAAGAUAUUACUUACUUAGCUGAAUUUUUAAACAAUUUUGAUGAUUGUAUUUUUGAAAAAGAUGGAACUCAAGUAAGAAGGAAAUUCAAUUUGGAACGUGUUGGGCAAUAUUUGGAAGAUUCAAAAAUUAAUUUUCCUCAAAAAUGUGAUAACUCACAACAAUGGAAUAAGUUACUGAACGAAAAUGAAUGCUUACAAAAGUCAAAAUAUAUAUUUUCGCAUCAUGCAGAUGCAUCAUUGAUUCAAGAACAUAAUGCUUUAAAAAAAUCAAUUCACAACGUAUUCAUAAAACCAAAUGAAAGUGUUGGAGAACUAUUUAAAUUAAAAUCUGAGAUAGAUUGCAAUAUCAUUGAUGUUAGCAAUUUUCCUGAAAACUUAAUAAAAACAAGUUUUUUUAUUAACAAGUUCAAUCAAUCAGAUUUAUUAGCAAUUUCAGUGAAAGAAAAAGAAUUGAUAUUUAUAGAAAUGCUGCCACAAGAAAAUAUAUUAAGAGCUAUAAAUAUAGCUCUUUCGUAUACAACACGUGUUCCAUUUGGAAAUAAAAAUGUCUUUAAUGAUAUGAAUUUAAAAGACUUACAGUUUUAUAAUGAAACCACUUUAUCAAUGCUUGUAAAGGAUAUUUCUGAAGAUAAUAAGAUAUCACACUAUUUUAUUCAAUUUCCAAUUGAUAUUAUAAAAAGCAAAUGUGUUGUUCGAAACAUAGACAGCAAAAUAAAUUUAUUUAAUGAUUUACCACGGGUUCAUAUUUUGGAUAUUUUAGACGUAAAUUACUUUAAACCCAUUGACGGUAAUUGCAACGGCAUUGCCGUUUCUGGGAGUAGAAAGGUCGCAUCUAUCUUAUCUGAUAAUUGUAAAAAAGUUCGCAUUUAUGAAAUGGAAAUAGAAUACGAUGAUGAUGAAGAAGUUGAUAUGUCAAGUCACAAUAACACCCUAAUGGAUAACAGUAAAGAUUCUAUAGCAUUUAAUGAAUAAUUUUUGUAGAGAAAAAAGAUUUAAGUACAAACGAAACUUAAAACAAAAAUUUUAUUGAGUGCCCACGUAUAAAAAUAUCUAAUAUUUUAAUGAGCAGAAACAAUUAAUUUAUCUUUUCGCAUUCAUGUAUGUUAAUAUGAAUUUUAAGUAUUUAUGAGACAAAGUUGUUGUAGAUUGUGAAUUUGUACAACGGUACAAUCUACAAUCUACAACACACGCUCGAGACCCACCCUCCUGAUGAA